UGGGAAGGGGACUCGCGGGCGAGGAGGGGACUGUGCGUGGGAAGGGGGCUUGUGCACGAACAAGUUGGGUGAGUUCGUUAGGGCAGGUGGGCCCUGCUGUGCCCCUGGGGGCCUGGGCUGUGAGCAGAAGGCCUGGGAAUGGGCAGGGCAAUCCAGAUGAAAAGAGUACCAGGAACUCGCUUCCAGCCUAAUAAAACAUGGAGAGGAAAAUCCCAUCCCGAGAGAGCCCCAGAAGACUCUCGGCCAAGCCAGGCAGAGGAACAGAGAUGAAAAAAGGAACUCGUCAACUCGGCUUGGUGGCUGCAGAGUCAGAUAAGGACUCUGGAUUUUCAGAUGGGAGCUCAGAAUGUCUGAGCUCUGCGGAGCAGAUGGAGUCCGAGGACAUGCUGAGCGCCUUAGGCUGGAGCAGAGAAGACAGGCCACGGCAGAGCUCCAAAGCUGCAAGCAAUGCCUUCCCUACACUGUCGCCCAUGGUCGUCAUGAAGAAUGUUCUGGUCAAACAGGGCGGCAGCUCGUCCCACCUCCAGUCGUGGACUGUCCAGCCUUCCUUUGAGGUGAUCUCCGCACAGCCACAGCUCCUCGUCCUUCACCCACCCGUGCCGUCUCCCGUCAGCCCCAGUCACGCCAGUGAGAAAAAAUCAGACUCCAGAAACUACUUGCCCAUUCUGAAUUCUUACACCAAAAUAGCCCCACACCCUGGCAAAAGGGGCCUUUCCCUCAGCCCAGAAGAAAGAGGCGCAAGUGGAAUGCAGAAGAAAAUCUGUUCCGAGAGACCGGGGCCUGGCCUGUCUUCCAGUGAGCCACCCAAGACUGGCGCGGCACCAUCCAGCCCCUCCGCUCCGGCCCCAGCCAGUGCCAGACUCGCUGAGGACUCGGCUCUGCAGGGCGUGCCCUCCCUGGUGGCAGGUGGAAGUCCACAGACUCUUCAACCUGUGUCCAGCAGCCACGUGGCUAAAGCGCCCAGCCUGACCUUCGCGUCCCCCGCCAGUCCUGUCUGUGCGUCAGACAGUACUCUGCACGGCUUGGAGAGCAGCUCUCCCCUCUCACCGCUAUCCGCCAAUUAUAGCUCACCCCUGUGGGCUGCAGAGCAUCUCUGCCGCAGCCCGGAUCUCUUUUCCGAGCAGCAGCAGAGCAAACACAGGCGCUUUCAGAACACCCUGGUAGUCCUACACAAGUCUGGUUUGCUGGAGAUCACUUUGAAAACCAAGGAGUUGAUUCGUCAGAACCAGGCAACUCAGGUGGAACUAGAUCAGUUGAAAGAGCAAACCCAGCUGUUCAUAGAGGCCACCAAGAGCAGGGCUCCUCAGGCUUGGGCCAGGCUGCAGGCAUCUCUGACACCUGGGUCCAGUCAUUCUGGCAGCGACCUGGAAACAUUCUCUGAUCACCCAGACAUAUAGCCCAGGAAGCAUGUCCUCCAGAGAUUUAAUGAUUCUUUUAAUUCUUGCUGUUCCCUGCAUCUGUGUCCCCAAGCUUAUUUAAGAACUCUUCCUCUUAACUCACUCACGAAGCCAUGUGCUAACCCGCAGCUGCUGUUUUCACCUGUGGUCUGUGCACAGGUUAUGUAUGUCUCUGCACCAUUGAGGACCUCCAGUUCCAAGUGUCUUUUAGUCCCUUUUCCUUAGCCUGAAAGCACAUAACUGGAUCACAGGGCAGAGCAAGGGAGGUGAUCGUGUGGGACUCUCCUGUCACCUCCCUCCAACCCACUCACUACCAGAUCAGGGGUGUGCCAUAACAUGGAUGAGCAGAGUGGCACCUGUCGAGUCAGGGAGUAGGCGACAUAAGGAUCCCUUCAUAGAUCCUCCCUUGAGUGUCUUAGUCACAGAGAAAAAUAAGAGGAGGUGUACUGCCUCCCACGGGCAUCGAGCCAGCGGGGCGAGACCGAAAGCCUGGAGGCCUGGGCUGCAUCUGGGUGCCAGCAGUGGAUCAUGAAAAGCUUUGUUUGCUUAGACUGGAAAGUGGGGGAAGGGGGGUACAGUUGACUCAGACACUUUUCUCACAAGCCAGAUUUCACUUGAACACGUGGGCAGAAUACUUCAGAUGCUUAAGGUAUGGAAUGAGUUCAGUACCAUCUGGAAUUGUAGUUGAUAAAUUGCUUUUUUUUUUUUUUCCUCACUUAGAGACUAAAGAAAAUAGACAAGGGCAGCAUCUCUUGGUCCGCAGCUGGAAGAUUUUGGUUGCUCACACUUUGUUAAAGCAGUGCCACCUGUUUUGUAUCUAAAAAGCUCAAGGAUAGCUUCGGUGUUCCUGAGUGCUAAAGUUUUUUUUUCCCUCUUUUUCUCUUUGUUUUUGUAAGAGAGGGAAUAAGUGAUUUUGCUUGUAAAUUUUGAAUUAAAUAAAACCUUCCUGAGGUUGCGAUCAUGAGGCCACAGUAAGUUGGGAAGCAUUCCUCCUACCCACUUUCUUUUCCUACCUCGAGUUUCCCUCUGUCUCCUGUGUGAUGAGCAAGUAUGGAGCAGUCUGUGUCCCUUCCAUGCGUUGGAUGUUGGCAGCAGAGCCAGAGGCAGGAUGCUGCUCUGACACUCAACUCAAGAAGAAUGGGAGGCGGGGGAGAUAGCUCAGUGGGUAGAGUGCUCGCCUCGCAAGCACAAGGCUCUGGGUUCAAUCCCCGGCACCGCAAAAAAAAAAAAAAAAAAAACAGGAGAAUGGGAUGGGAAUCUCCAGAUGAUGAAUAGUCUUUUCAGCCUUAUUAUAUCAAUACCUGGAGUCUAAAAAUUUCGAAGAUUUUAUCUUCUCAUUUAAAAAUUUUAUCCUCUUGAAAAUCUUGUUGUUAACAAAUUACCUUAAUAAGUUCUUAUGACCAGCUUCACCUUUUCUGCAAAGGAGAUGUCCUUGAGGUUUACUAAGCCCAGAAGUCCAUGCUAAUAUUUACUAGGCAGUCAUAACAUAGUUUAGAAAUGCUAAGGCUUCAGAUUGCCUAAUACUGUGGUCACAAAUGUACAAUUUAGAUACGACUGAUUUAGAAAUAAGCAACUUGGUAAAAUCUCUAGACUCUGAUCAACCUGCCAUUUGCUUUCUGAAAGAAUUUCCAAAACCAGAGCAGAUGUGUCUCUAAGCAGACUCGGCUCCAUAAUAUUUUCCUCUUGGCCCACCCCAUUGCCUCCUCUGAGUCUCUGUGGUCCUGUAGGCACUCUGCUCUGCACCAUGCUAGGGAGCUUCCUGUUUGGCAGCAUAUGUUUGGCAGCAAAGCUAUAGAGACAGGUGCAUUCAGACAGCCUGGGCACCAGUCAUGAGUCUUACUGAGUGUCAAAAAUCUGAAAACACUUGCUGAGAACCAAAUGUAUUCCACUGGAAAAACCCUCUGUGGAGCUGUAAGCCCCUUGGACUCUUCUUCCUAGACUAAGUUUGCAGUUCCCUUCCUGUCACUAAAAGAGGAGGAAAGCCUUCAUCGGUCCUUACUGCUGAGUGGCAGGGAGAGGCAGCCCCCACCUCCAGGUCCCCUGUGAUCUUGCAGCUAGAGCUGGAAGUCUCUAGGCGCUUAGCAUGGGUGUUCUUUCCCUAAUUGAGCUGGAAGCAGAUGAACCCAAGUAGAGAAGCUAGAUCUUGGAAGGAGGUAUCCAUUGAGGCCAGCAGCCAGAUCAGCAAAUGGAGGAAGCUUGGACAUAACCAGAAGAUCUCCGUGGGUUGCACCAGGCUGUAAGUAGUAAUGGCCUUAGCACUGCAUGAUGUCAUUUGGUCUGAAGUACGUGGCAUAACUACUGUUUUCUAAAAGUGAGGAGUCAGUGUUAGCUCAGGCCAGACCUUAAGAGAACUUCUGGCAGAUUUUAUUGGCAAUAUUGAAACAUCUAGAAAAAGUUUCUGAUUGAAUUGGUUAUGGAAAUGGAAUUCAAUGACAUUUGUAAUUUAUUACUCUCUGCUUUUUAUCAAUUAUAGUAUCGUCUGACUUCUCUAUUAUAAUUCUUUUCAGCAGUAAAGUAAUUCGUGCAUAAAUUGAAGUGAUUUUCCAGCUAUGAAUUCUGUAAGUUAGGAGUUUAUUUACCAAAUGUGAAUUAUUUUGAGAAAGUAUGAAGUUAUGUAGAAAUUGACUGUGAAUGUCAGAGAAAAAUAAAAGUCACUUACUUGAAAACUG
Sciurus carolinensis (gray squirrel) is the source of this 4066-nucleotide messenger RNA. RefSeq names its product CLOCK interacting pacemaker (gene Cipc). Lineage: Eukaryota; Metazoa; Chordata; Mammalia; Rodentia; Sciuridae. Gene Ontology annotation, cellular component: nucleus. The transcript has 4 exons. The record is from RefSeq and is a predicted model, not a curated record. The coding region runs from base 198 to 1397 and encodes 399 amino acids. Gene Ontology annotation, biological process: negative regulation of circadian rhythm; negative regulation of DNA-templated transcription.